This is a messenger RNA of Stomoxys calcitrans (stable fly), 645 nucleotides long. RefSeq lists its product as uncharacterized. The transcript has 4 exons. Lineage: Eukaryota; Metazoa; Arthropoda; Insecta; Diptera; Muscidae. The record is from RefSeq and is a predicted model, not a curated record. The coding region runs from base 150 to 569 and encodes 139 amino acids.
AAAAAUUUUCGAUAUUCAUUUUCAUAGACGUGACAAAAUCCUUCGUUAAAAAUAUUUGACAAAAAUUCUUAAAAAAUUUCCGAAUUAAAAUUUCCAAAUUUUUUCUAAAAAAAACCAAGAAAUAAACAAGCAAAAACCAAUAUUUCGAUAUGUGUGAUCCUAGCUGCCUAUCUUGUGGACCAUGCAAUCCCUGCGACCCAUGCUGUGGACCAUAUGAGUGCAAACCUUGUCAAGCCAAUGUGUUGCGUGGUGGCGUCAUGUACAACACUUGCGAUUGUCUUCGACGCAAUGGUCUCCAGGACAAAUGUCCUAGCGCAUGGUGUCAGCGACGUUCAGAUCGUUCAUCCUUCUCGCAAUCUAACAACUCAUGUCCACAACCAUCAACCUCACCAUAUGGAGAAUAUUUUGAUCCCUCUUGCGGACCGUCGAAUCCAUCGGGCGGAGCUCCAUCCCCAGUUCCAUGGUCACCAUCACCAAGCUGUUGUUCACCUUUACCCGAGGGCGGUAUACCAGAUCCCAGAAUUUGGAAUGUAUACAACACACCACCAAGCUAUCCAUGUGGAUUUUAAAUGAGAUAUUAAAAGGUCCUUAUCAAGGAUAAUGAACUGCAAAUACAACAGAUUGUAUUUUAUUUUGUAAUUGUAA